Messenger RNA from Stylonychia lemnae, 537 nucleotides. NCBI's taxonomy places the organism in Eukaryota, Ciliophora, Spirotrichea, Sporadotrichida, Oxytrichidae. The record is from the annotation of a GenBank genome assembly.
AUGAUCAAUGGCACCUGCAUCGAUCCUCCACUUUAAUCAAAUUUUGAUGCAACCAGAUACUCAGGAAGAUGGUUUGAAAUAUACAGAGACAAUGGGCAAUAAGCUGAGAAUGGUUAUGAUUGCCAGAAUGCUCUAUACACCCUUAGACAAGAAGGUGGCUUAGAAGUAAGGAACUCAAUGUUCAGCCUCACUAAAGGUGACUUCCAAAGUAUUGAGGGAAACGCUACUUGCAAGGGUGCAUAAUGUGACGUUGUCUUCUUUGGCCAUGAGGGAGAUUACAGAGUCAUAGAAACUGACUAUGAAAACUACUCAUUAGUCUACUCCUGUGAGCAAUUCUCUAAAGAAGUAAAGUUCGAGGCUGCAUGGAUUCUUUCAAGAACUCCUAUCAUGGCUCAAGAGACUUAAGACAAAUUGACCAACCUACUUUAGACUCAAGUCCCAGACUACGAUCUCACCUUCUUAGUUUAACCUAAUUAAGGUGCAUAGUGCAAGUAUGAACCAGCCAAUCACUCUCCAGAAUAUCUCUUCCUUCAAUGA